GUCUCCACUAUAUAAAGUAGAAGCUGAAUGCAAGAGCUGUUGGAUGAGUUCCCAGUCGUUACGGGUAUCAACGCACUAGAGACCUAACUGACAAACUCACGGGAUUUAGGAAAUAAAUUAUGACACACAAUUGACAUUUUUAGGACGAAAAUUACACUUCACUAUUUUCUAUGUUUGCCGAGACAUCCGAAAAUUUCCACCGACAUCGUAAUCUUCAACCGGCGAGGACAGUGAAGGAAACCGGGAAAAUUCCGAGCAACACAGAGACAUCCAAGGACUGCCGCUGAUUUCCCUGGCGCGCAGAAAUUAUAAUCUUCAACCUGUGAGGACAGAUGGGGACACCGGAAUCAUUCCAAGCAACUCAGCUCGAACAAAUGGAUUGGAGAGUUCCAUUUCUCUGUGCAGUAGCAUGUCUUGUGUCACAGUUUAAUGCCACAGGUGGUGUGAAUACAUCUCUCUCUACAGCUCAGAGCAACUUGUCUCUGUGUUUCAUCUGCAUGACUGAGAGGUGUCAAGAUGUGACAAAGAUUUUCAAUUCAAUGAGCGAUGACAAACUUUGGAUGCAAGGUACUGAAACGUCUGCCCUUCUUGGCUGUUCCCUGACCUCGUCUCCCUCUUCUGGGAAGUGUGUGCCAUGUUUUGAGGACUGCAAGGUCUACAUUGUGUGCCUUGACAUGCCCAAGGACCUCAAACUGGACCUGGAGUGGGGCAGUGUUAGCAUUUUCCUUUCCAACACUGAAGCUACAUGCCCUAGACUGAAGGAAGCUGGACCUGUUGGUCAAGCUGGACACAACACCAUUGAGCUCUGUAACUGUUUAAGUCACCAUUGGCCUUAUGGUGAAAUGCCGGAGAGGAAGGAAACCUCACAGGAAACUGAGUUGGGAAGGAAAUUCACUGCUCGACUAAGGGACCUUACAGAAAAUUGUAUUUGUUCGGUACAAAGAUUAGGUAGUCUGUUUAAAAAUCAUGUUAAACACUCAUUGCACACAGUCCAUGCAACUUAUGGGACUUGUUAAGCACAUCUUUACUACUGAACUUAUUUAGGCUUGCCAUUACAAAGGGCUUGAAUACUUAAUGACUCAAGACAAUUCAGCUUUUCAUUUGUAACCAUUUCUAAAAACAUACUUCCCCUUUGACAUGAUGGGGUAUUGUGUGUAGGCCAGUGACUAACACAACAAUCUUGAAAAAGUCCAGGGCUGUGAAUACUUUCUGAAGGUACUGUAUGUAAUCAUUCCUGUACUGUCAUUACAGAUUGCUCCAGCAAUGUUUUAAUUUAAUAUUCAAACCGUAUUUUAACGAAAACAUGUCUCAUGGUUAUUUUCCGUGACAUUAGCCGAUUCAAUAACACAGAGAUCAGCAGUCUGGGUGUUCUCAGUGUGUUUGUCUUUUAACAGGUGGAGUCAGAAGUCUUUCUGGGCAUCCUGGUGAGUAAACAAAACCCACAGAACAGCAAUGCUCAGCUCGAGCUUCAGCGUGUACACCGAGAAUAAAGAUACAAACUCUGAAUACUUGGAUGUGGUGGUGUGAGCGAGAGACUUUGUUGUUCGUCGAGAAUAUUCUACAAAUCAAAUCUGAAGAUAAGCAAUGGGUAGUAGUGUAUAUCAGUGUUUGACGAUUCAUUUUCUUUGUGUUUAACUGCUCUCCCUGUCCUCUUCUCCCACAAAAAUCCAAACCCACCACUUCAAUCUCUGAUGGCACUGGGAGCUUAUACAAAGUAGCAAUGAUCGCUAUUGGCAUGUUAGCAGCUGCUAUCAUUGUCGCUUAAUACAGAAGCCAGACCAAAUCAAGUGAGUAAGCAGGCAGGGGCGAUACAGGGUUUACUGGCUCAACAAAUGUCCCUUUUAUAUUGGAGAAUACAGGAUUAACACACAUUUCUUGCUAACAAACUAUAGUUUUGGCAAGUUGGUUAGGACAUCUACUUUGUGCAUAAGACAAGUAAUUUUUUCAACAAUUGUUUACAGAUUAAUUCACUAUCACAAUUCCAGUGGGUCAGAAGUAAACAUACACUAAGUUGACUGUGCCUUUUAAACAGCUUGGAAAAUUCCAGAAAAUUAUGUCAUGGCUUUAGAAACUUCUGAUAGGCUAAUUGACAUCAUUUGAGUCCAUUGGAGGUGUACCUGUGGAUGUAUUUCAAGGCUUACCUUCAAAUUCAUUGCCUCUUUGCUUGACAUCAUGGGAAAAUCAAAAGAAAUCAGCCAAGACCACAGAAAAAAUAAUUGUAGAACUCCAAGUCUGGUUCAUCCUUGGGAGCAAUUUCCAAAUGCCUGUAGGUACCACGUUCAUCUGUUCAAACAAUAGUACGCAAGUAUAAACACCAUGGGAUCACGCAGCCGUCAUUCCACUCAGGAAGGAGACUCGUUCUGUCUCCUAGAGAUGAACGUACUUAGGUGCGAAAAGUGCUAAUCAAUCCCAGAACAACAGCAAAAGACCUUGUGAAGAUGCUGGAGGAAACCGGUACAAAAGUAUCUAUAUCCACAGUACAACGAGUCCUAUAUUGACAUAACCUGAAAGGCAGCUCAGCAAGGAAGAAGACACUGCUCCAAAACCGCCAUUAAAAAAAGCCAGACUACGGUUUGCAACUGCACAUGUGGACAAAGAUUGUACUUUUUGGAGAAAUGUCCUCUGGUCCGAUGAAACAAAAAUAGAACUGUUUGGCCAUAAUGACUAUCGUUAUGUUUGGAGGAAAAAGGGGGAGGCGUGCAAGCUGAAGAACACCAUCCCAACCAUGAAGCACGGGGGUGGCAGCAACAUGUUGUGGGAGUGCUUUGCUGCAGAAGGGACUGAUGUACUUCACAAAAUAGAUGGCAUCAUGAGGGUAUAUUGAGGCAACAUCUCAAGACAUCGGUCAGGAAUUUAAAGCUUGGUCGCAAAUGGGUCUUCCAAAUGGACAAUGACCCCAAGCAUACUUCCAAAGUUGUGGUAAAAUGGCUUAAGGACAACAAAGUCAAGGUACUGGAGUGUCCAUCACAAAGCCCUGACCUCAAUCCCAUAGAAAAUGUGUGGGCAGAACUGAAAAAGCGAGUGCAAGCAAGGAGGCCUACAAACCUGACUCAGUUACACCAGCUCUGUCAGAAUUCACCCAAUUUAUUGUGGGAAGCUUGUGGAAGGCUACCCAAACCGUUUGACCCAAGUUAAACCAUUUAAAGGCAAUGCUGCCAAAUACUAAUUGAGUGUAUGUAAACUUCUGACCCACUUGGAAUGUGGUGAAAUAAAAGCUGAAAUAAAUCACUUAUUCAUUUCACAUUCUUAAAAUAAAAAGUGGUGACCCUGACCUAAGACUGACUUUUUACUGGGAUUAAAUGUCAGGAAUUGUGAAACAUUUAAACUCAGUUUAUUUGGCUAAAGGUGUAUGUAAACUUCAGGCAGAUGUAUUUGAGUGACAUCUUUCAUGUAGUUGUCUUUACAGGUAUUGUCUAGUGUCCACUUCAGAAGUCCAUUCAGGAACACCAGACCCAGUUAGUUGUUAAAGACUGUCACAUCUACUGCUUCCGGCGCUACGCUAGUCGGAAACAUAUUAUGAAGUUAUUUGUGUUUUGACUAUUGAUAGUAUUUGCAUUACUGCAGUUAAAGUUAAUUGGCAAUGCAAAUAGUGGCCGUCACAAAGCCCUGACCUCAAUCCCAUUGAACAUUUGUGGGCAGAACUGAAAAAGCAUGUUCGAGCAAGGAGGCCUACAAACCUGACUCGGUUACACCAGCUCUGUCAGGAGGAAUGGGCCAAAAAUUCAACCAAUUUAUUUGUGGAAGGCUACCUGAAACGUUUGACCCAAGUUAAGCAAUUUACCAAAUACUAAUUGAGUGUAUGUAAACUUCUGACCCACUGGGAAUGUGAUGAAAGAAAUAAAAGCUGAAAUAAAUCACUACUAUUAUUCUGACAUUUCACAUUCUUAAAAUGAAGUUGUGAUCCUGACUGACCUAAGACAGGGUAUUUUUAUAGGGAUUAAAUGUCAGGAAUUGUGAAACUGCUUUUAAAUAUUCGGCUAAGGUGUAUGUAAUCUUCCAACUUCAACUGUAUUAGGAAACAAAUCCAGUGCCUUCAGAGAGUAUUCACACCCCUUGACUUUUUCCACAUUUUGUUGUUACAGCAUGAAUUUUAAAUGUAUUGAAUGAAAAGCUGAAAUGUCUGUAGUUAAUAAGUAUUCAACCCUUUUGUUAUGGUAAGCCUAAACUUCAGGAGUAAACAUUUGCAUAACUAGUCAGAUAAUAAGUUGCAUUCACUCUGUGUGCAAUAAUGUUUAACAUGAUUGUUGAAUUCCUACCGCAUCUCUGUACCCCAACACAUACAAUUAUCUGUAAGGUCCCUCAGUCGAGCAGUACAUUUCAAGCCCAGAUUCAAAGACAAAACCAGGGAGGUUUUCCAAAGCCUUGUAAAGAAGGGCACCUAUUGCAGAUGGGUAAAAAACCAAGGAGACAUUGAAUAUCCCUUUGAGCAUGGUGAACAUUGCUUAAAAAUAUACAGUGGUACUCAGUGAUGUGUUGUUGGAUUUGCUCCCAAACAUAAUGCUUUGUAUUCAGGACAAAACAUGCAUUUUUUUGCAGUUCUACUUUAGUGCCUUCUUGCAAACAGGAUGCAUGUUUCGGAAUAUUUGUAUUCUGUACAGGCUUCCUUCUCUUCACUCUGUCAUUUUAGGUUAGUAUUGGGGAGUAACUACAAUGUUGUUGAUCCAUCCUCAGUUUUCUCUUAUCACAGCCAUUAAACUCUGUAACAGGUUUAAUAUCACCAUUGGCCUCAUGGUGAAACCCCUGAGCGGUUUCCUUCCUCUCUGUCAACUGAGUUAGGUAAUUGACUCACAGGUCUGUAUGUAAACCCAUACGUCUCCUGCAAUAGAGCCUUUGGCAUUUAUACAGUCCUGACCACACAAACACAUCACUGAGUACCACUCUUUAUGUAUUGUCCUCACUGCAUGUGUAAGUGCGGUUACACUUUACGUUAGUGCCCUUACUGUUUAUUACAAUCACAGUAUAACAAGUGUAGUAAAUUAUUGUUACACUACCCACAUUGCACUUAGCAUUAAGGUUACUGCUGUGAAUACAAUACUUACACUAAUUGUAACAUGCGAGAUAUGAACCCGGGUCUACCAUGGGAGAAACCAUCAUCUUGAACAAGAGAAAGUUCCCUACUGGCCCGAAGGGGUGCAGGCAGGGCUACCCAUCACGUGACAAUAAGCAACCAUUACUGACUCAUGUCUGCUACAUGGGUACGUGAGUAGUAACACAGUAUUAAGGGCACUGUAAUGUAAAGUGUUGCUGUAGUAUAAACUCUACUGUCCAUUCAUUCUUGUUUUGUUUUUCUCCAUAGACCCAAUUGUCUUGACCAUCUUUUUCUGCAUCGGAGCUGGCUUCAUCACAAUGUAGAAUUAAGUACCUUACGGUCAUUGUUUUGAAUUUAAAAAAGGUCAAGAAAGCUAAGACCAAUUUCAAAGCAAGAAUUUUGCUAGGACAAAAGAAAGGUUUGGAACGCUCUUAUUGGUCUAACUAAUUUACUGCCUGGUGGAAAACUCCAUCCCACCAAAACAGGCAGAAUUUUCAGGUGUUUUUUUCCAAACUGCUCUUACACUAAAAGGGCAUCAUUUUCACAGUAUUAUUCCAAUCUCAUACUGUGGAAAUAUAUAAAACACUGGAAAAUCUAGUUUGACUGUGUGAUAUGGUGGGGUUGAACCUAGGUGCAGAGAAUGGACCAGAUGAGGAACUAAUGAUUUUAAGGAUAAACAAAUACUUUACUGUGAAAAGAUAACCGUAACACAGGAGAAAACAACAAACAUUCGGACUAGAAACUCACUCAGGGGACAAACACAUCAAAAAUAAAGCUUCUGCAAAGAGAACAGAAAACACCUCUUUUAAAGGGGGAAAAUCAUGAGGAAAUGGGAAACACCCGAGUGUAAUAAGUCUCUGAUGCCAGGAGGAACCAGGACAGACUGCAGUGGGCCUUUAAGUGUUACUGAGAUUUUACUAUACAGUGUUUUUGUAGUCACAAAAGCAUGACCACAACUUUUAUGCAAGAAAACAAAUAGAUGAUUUGUGUAAAUGCAGCCUUCUCUGUUUUGCUCGCUCUGUUGCUCUCUGAUCAUGCCUAGAUUAUAAAUGCCUCAAUGUCAAUGUUGCCUUGUAUGUGAAUUACAUGUAAUGAAAUCCAUUUGCCUUGGA
Oncorhynchus nerka (sockeye salmon) is the source of this 6141-nucleotide messenger RNA. RefSeq lists its product as uncharacterized. The transcript has 7 exons. Lineage: Eukaryota; Metazoa; Chordata; Actinopteri; Salmoniformes; Salmonidae. Bases 333 to 1016 code for a protein of 227 amino acids. The record is from RefSeq and is a predicted model, not a curated record.